This is a messenger RNA of Penicillium cataractarum, 447 nucleotides long. RefSeq lists its product as uncharacterized. The record is from RefSeq and is a predicted model, not a curated record. Bases 1 to 447 code for a protein of 148 amino acids. Lineage: Eukaryota; Fungi; Ascomycota; Eurotiomycetes; Eurotiales; Aspergillaceae. The transcript has a single exon.
AUGUCCGGGCUAUCUACUCAGAGUCUAGGAUCACAGGCAGCCCCCGGGUACCACGACCCACCUCCACCAUACUAUUCAGCCCAGCCCAGCCAAGAUACACUUGCCUGGAUUAUGGAGAACGAGCAUACUCGCCGGGUUCUACUGCAACGGCUAGAUGACAUGGACGAGGAGUUCGACAUCUUCUGCGCCGAGCAGAGACCGACCGGAGUUGACUACCUUCAGGUGGCCGAAAGGUGCCAGGAGGGUGGCAGAAUACUUAUAGAGCAGGGACUAAUCGCUACGGAUUUGGCAAAGGUCAUGAGGGAACGCGCCAAUCGAGAAUGGAAUGACCUCUAUAUCGCCCUUUCAAAACUCACUGAUAGUGAGUUUAACCAGACAUAUGCUUCUUUCAAACAGGACCCAAAUCAGCAGAUACAACAUGCGGUGUCUGAACUGAUCGAGUUAUGA